AUGAGUUUAACCGAUAAUUUUGAAUUGAGCUCUGAAUUUGCUCACAAGUCAGCUACUCAUCGAGAUCAAGUGACGUCGUUGACAACUCAACGAAAAUCACCAACACACGCAAAAAAAAUGAACCCAUUCAAAGGUGGUUCUGGUGGAUGCAAAAGGCUCAAGCCAAAAUCGGCAAAGGUUGAAGUCAAGGCAGAGUUAGUGAUUAAAGAAGAGCCCAAUAGGGAUGAUGUCAUGAGCAAACCACGGCCGAGAGUUGAUGGAAGAUAUCGUGCGAAUUACAAUGGACCGUUCGACUUUGACUAUGACUUCGAUGUAGUAAAGGAUGAAAUCAAAUGUGAGGAAGAAGAGACGGGCACAGAAAAGGACUCGGCACCUCGUGAACGAUCGAAUGACAGCGCUGCCGCAAAUGAUGAUGACAACGAAGAGCCUAUGGGAGACGCAUUCGAUGUGCAACCACCGCAACCAAUCGGUAGCGGGAAUAAACGGAAUGGAAUCUCCAAAAGACGAGACAAACGAACGAUUCCCAGGAAUCAAGCGACCAAAAAGCAAACGAAGCACAAAUGUCCUGUGUGCAAUCAUUUUACAGAUCGAAACGAUCAGUUUCCAUUCCAAUGCUCCAAAUGCUUCGGAGGAUUCGCAACCGAAGAUGGAAAAGAGGUUCAUGAAGAUAGAUGUGGCCACCGUCAGUAUCAAUGCCAUUUGUGCAAAGAGCAUCGUCGAGACAAACAAUAUUUGAAGAUUCACAUGCGAAAUGAUCACACCGGAGAGCGAAUUCAAUGCAAAGUGUGUGCAGCAGGCUUUGUCAUCGAAGGUAGUGCCGAUCGACACAUGAAAACAGUUGACACACUUCAGAAACUUUAUUUCAAGAAUUUGAACUCAUAUCCAAAUAACAUUUAG
Molecule: messenger RNA, 897 nt
Organism: Sitodiplosis mosellana (orange wheat blossom midge)
Lineage: Eukaryota; Metazoa; Arthropoda; Insecta; Diptera; Cecidomyiidae
Product: zinc finger and SCAN domain-containing protein 5A-like
Exons: 4
Coding region: 1-897 (298 amino acids)
Source: RefSeq, a predicted model, not a curated record